Aspergillus caelatus is the source of this 2004-nucleotide messenger RNA. Its product is annotated as glycoside hydrolase superfamily. The transcript has a single exon. Gene Ontology annotation, molecular function: alpha-amylase activity. The coding region runs from base 1 to 2004 and encodes 667 amino acids. The record is from RefSeq and is a predicted model, not a curated record. NCBI's taxonomy places the organism in Eukaryota, Fungi, Ascomycota, Eurotiomycetes, Eurotiales, Aspergillaceae. Gene Ontology annotation, biological process: oligosaccharide catabolic process.
AUGGCUUUCGAUCUCCUUGAGCGCCGCAAAGAGAAAUUUAUCCUCUGGAUACCUGCUGGACCAACUUCAAACCCCCCUUCAUUGGUGCUUGGAAUUUUUGAGCUUGGUCCUCCAGCUACUAUCAAUGAAUUUUUCACCGGGCAGCUAAGGAGGUCAGGCCAGCCAGAUCUCUGGGAACUCAAUCUAAAUGACAUAAAGCCGCCAUUGAAGAAUGGCACUGUCUAUCACUACUGGUUCGAGAUCCAAGAUUCGUCACCAGAGCAUCGGGGUACCUUGCGGGUAACCGAUCCAAUUGCACAUACAGUCGACUACAGAGCCACAGUGUCUCGGGACAAGCACGUCCAACCAGCUUCCGUGAUCAAGUUCCGCGAUGGCAAGCUAUGGCCCUGCGACAUUGAUGGGAAAGAGCCAGGCCAGGUGGCACCCCCACCACAAGAUGCUAUACCGGACAACAGGCACAUGGUGAUCUAUGAGCUCCCGGCUUCGUGGGCAAAAGGUAAACAGGUUGGGGAUGUGCAGGUUGAUAUUGGCACCUUCACUGAUGUCCUCGCUCUAUUCGAUUUGGGCACUGCGGGUGAUCGUUUCAGGGAUAUUUCGCCUGUUGUCAAUGAAGCCAUUGUAGCUGAUCUGGGCAUUAACGCGCUGGAGCUGCUCCCUGCUGCGGACGCAAAACCAAAGGGUGAAUGGGGUUAUGCUACGGCUCACUACUACGCUCCGGACUUUGACCUUGGAACUGCAUCGGAGUUAGUAAAGUUGGUAGAGAACAUUCACUCGAAGGGUGUCCGACUCUUUACAGAUGUCGUGAUGGCCUUUGGGCACGAUCCGUAUAUCUACAUAGCUUUCCUGCAGUUUCACGUGAACCCGAAGGAUGAGCCAAACAAUCUAGAGGAAAUCCGCCAAUCUCACUCCAAUGCACUGCGAGAGGCAUGGGGUGGACGACUGUGGCGCUACAUCAAAAACACCAAUACUUAUGAUCCAAAAUCAGGCAGACUCACCAAUGUCCACCCUUCCUGGUCCUUCCAUCAUGGGCAUCUUCAUCGAUGGAUGUCGGACUUCGGGAUAGGCGGUUUCAGGAUCGACAGCCUAAACAAUAUCGCUAAUUUCGACUUCAUCAAAUCGUAUACGAAUGAGGCAUGGUCUCUCUACAACUCAAGAUAUGCGACGCCGGUCUCCUCUAAAUUCCUUGUCAUCGGCGAAGAACUCAGCGUUCCCGUCGACAUGGUCACUAGCCGCACUGUCAAUGCACUCUGGAAUGAGCCGUUUCAAGGACGUCUCCGCGCAGCCAUCCUCGGCGAAUCCAAAGAUGGUGACAACUUCGAAUGGACGGUCCGUAAAAUGAUCAACUGCACGCUUGACCAGUCACACCCUUUCACAGACGGCGAACAAGCAAUAAACUAUAUCACCUCCCAUGAUACCGAAGGAUUCCGGAAAGAGCGUCUUUUCAACUUUCUUUCCGCCAGUAACGUCCAUGAUAUUGAGCGACGAAGUAAACUCGCAUUUGCUUGUCUCUUGACGGCCGUCGGUAUUCCGAUGAUUUUUGCCGGCGAGGAAUUUUGUGAUCAAAUGGAUCGUCCGGUAGGGUUGAAACAAGUUGACCCAGUGAACUAUGAGCGAAAGGCACAGGACUGGAGGGCGAGGGUCUUUAAUUAUGUUGCGACCCUUGUGAGGUUGAGAAAGGAAUGCCCGGCUCUAGGGGUUGAUGAUACGCAGUUCAUUCAUGUGGAUGAGAGCCGUGCGGGGAAGAUCAUGGCGUGGAAGAGGGGAGCACAAGGUCAGGCGCCGGUGGUCGUGGUGGCUAACUUUACCGACCAGGAUACGCCUGGCAAUGAGUAUUUUGUAAAGAAUUGGCCCGAGCGAGAGAGGGAGGACUGGAGGGAGGUUACUCAGGGGAGGGACGUGCCGAGGAAGUGGGUAGGGCGGGAACCGUUGCUGCACUGGGAAGCUAAGGUUUAUACAUAUCAACUCAACCAACGUCUUGGCCUUAGUGCCAACGCUAAACUGUGA